AUGAUGGGGCGGGGUGGUAAUUUGAUUUGGUUUUUGGUUCUAACCGUCGCUAUUCUGAUCGCAUCUUAUAUAAAACCGUUUGACCACACUUCUGGUUUAUGUGUCAAAAAUAGCAGCGUUGUCUGUAAACGCUUUUCUAGAUGGUUCACGUCGGAAAAAUUGGUGAACAUAGAUGUGAAAAGGCUGAAGGAGAUGAUGAAAUCAAACGACCUUAAAUUGAUAGAUGUCCGAGAACCAAACGAGUUGGAGGAAGCCGGGAAGAUCCCUUUUGCUGUUAAUAUUCCACUCGGUGAAGUCGAGGAUGCCUUCAAACUGGAUGAGAAAAGCUUCUUAGAGAAGUACAAGAUUCACAAACCGAAUGUGGCGGACAAAAAUGUAGUUUUCAGUUGUAGAAGUGGUGUCAGAAGUAUGCGUGCUCUCAAAAUCGUUCAGGAUUUGGGUUAUGAGAAUCCUCUCAAUCUUGUUGGCGGAUACAAUGCAUGGUCCAAAGAAAAUGCAGAAGAAUAGGAUGUUAUUUGCUACAGUACUUCUGUUUACCAAAUACCAAAUAUGUAACAAUGUACAACAAUAAGAUCGUAAUGUAUAUUUAUUUACAGUCAAAACAGCUUGGAGUAUCUUCAGGACGUUUUUUAGUUUGUAACAUACCAUCCUAUUGUUUUUGUGGAUAUUUUGUUCUUAGUUUCUCACAAGCGAAUUGUUUUUUCGUAUAGUUUUGUAUGUUGUUAAAAGUUGCUCUAAGGUAACAACAUUUGACUUAGCUUUUGCACUGGGAUGUGUCGUUAUUUUUACAAAAUUUCCUCAGAAACAAUUGUAAAUUUGCAUCCAAAGAUUGGUUUUGUUUCACUUAAUCUUUGAAUAAAUUUUAAAAGUUUUCAAGCUAACAGUCAAUUAAUGCUUCUAAAUAUGUAGGUUUUACGGAUUUUGUCAUUUACAACGGACGAAUUUCAGUGUCGCGAUUAAGUUAUUCCGCAGUUUUCCGUUCUAACUUCUACGUAUUCGUGUUCUUGGCUCUGAUUAAUGUUGUGUUCUAUCUACAUACGCAGAACUUUGUGAUAAGAUCAUUAGUUAAACUCAGUACAAGCACAAAAUUGACCCUGAUUUUCAUUCUAUAAAUCUUGUCUGUAGAAUGUUUCAAAGUCAUUCCGAA
Schistosoma guineensis is the source of this 1147-nucleotide messenger RNA. NCBI's taxonomy places the organism in Eukaryota, Metazoa, Platyhelminthes, Trematoda, Strigeidida, Schistosomatidae. The record is from the annotation of a GenBank genome assembly.